Messenger RNA from Gastrolobium bilobum, 1478 nucleotides. RefSeq lists its product as uncharacterized. NCBI's taxonomy places the organism in Eukaryota, Viridiplantae, Streptophyta, Magnoliopsida, Fabales, Fabaceae. The record is from RefSeq and is a predicted model, not a curated record. Bases 73 to 552 code for a protein of 159 amino acids. The transcript is spliced from 2 exons.
AUUUGAACCAAAAAAAAAAAAAGGUGCAAAGGUUGUUGAAGCGUAGAAGAGAACACAAGAUAAGGAUUAAAGAUGCAGUGUUGGUGUUUGUUCGUCGGUCCAACGAGGCCUUGCAACCUUGUCAUCUCAAAACACGCCACGCCGUUUAACAAGCCUGUUGUUCCCUCCGUCUCAGCCACGUCUCUCCCACGGCGGCCCCUCCCCGACGUCUCCACCACCCAACAAGCCGAGGAGUUAGGUCACACCCUCCUUGGCACUCUCCAAUCCAAUCCACUUCCAAUUCCAAAACAACAACAACAACAACAAAAGCAAGAAGGCAGGGAAGCGCAGAUUAGAGGGUCAGAUGUACUUUGGGCGUUGCAGAGAGCAAGUGCUCAUAAGAAGAAGAAGAAUAAGCAGGAGCAACGGAGGGGAUCAUCCUCUGCGGUCAGUCGCAUGGAAGAAAGUGCUGCGGACUACAGCAAUGUUCGCCCACUUUGCAUAAAUAACCACUGGGGUGCUAAAUUGGAUGACUUGGAGAAACGUCUUUGCGAGCUUUCACAUACCAUUUGAUUUUCAGUCUUGUUAUUUUACAUUACAACAGUUUUUUUUUUUCAUUGUUAAUAUGAGAAAUAUGUUUUUUUUUCAUUGUUAAUAUGAGAAAUAUGUUUUUUUUUUUUUUUUUUUUUAAUUUUUGCUUUGGAUUUUCUGUUAAUUUUAUAUAUAAUGGCAUAUUUAAAUUGCUUAUUGAUAAAUUAACCGAAAAUGACAGAAUUUCGUAGUUUAAUUUACAUGCUUGCCUUAUUGGUUAUUGUUCUGUUAUAUUUGGGACAUAAUUUUAAUUGUUAGGUUGAUUCCACUGAACUGCUAUGUUGAUGUGUGUCUCUAUAUGGAACUAGAGUACGUGUUAACAUUGGAAUUUCCAAGCUAAUCCAUAUUCCUUGUCUGUCUGUUUUAUUCAUGUUUUUCUCUGAGAUCGGAUUUCUUGUUAUAUUCUUGCCUUUAACAAAAAAUGCACGCAGAUUUGGAACAUCUGUUGACAAAUACAUUUGGCAGUCAUAUAUUUCUAAAUAAAUCAUUUGAUCAGUUCGCCAUAAAAUCCUGAAAUUGACUCAGUCCUUCAUUUGAUCAGUUCAGAAAUAAAAUAUGCAUAUAACACAGCAAAGUAAAGCCAUUCAGCUGGUAUUAUGUUGUUUGACAUCUUGAAAUUCUUGCAGCUCUACAUGGUUGAAUUUCAAAUUAGCUUGAUAGGCUUGCAGGAUGCUGCAGUUAGUUAAACAAACAAACUUGUAUUUCCAUUGUAGAGCUGCCGUAGCCGAUCAGUGUUUCAGUAGCAGAGAGAUAGAGAAGGUGUGGAGAAUAUAAAAUACCUGAGAAAUAACUCCAAGAACACCUAAGGAAACUCUGGCUGCAUUAAGAUCUUCGUCAGAUUCGUUAAGAUCCCGAACCUUAGCAUAACCAUCUUCAGGUCCUGCGGGGCUAACAAUUCGAAGCUCCAC